AUGGAACCAACCACCAGCUACCAAGAGUACCCGUGCAACGUGUCCAAAAGCUAUGGAUGUGACCUACGAAGAAGCUACGAGUUCUGGACUCCAGACGAGAUCUUCCCGACAAUGUGCCCUUUACCGAGUUACUACAACCUGGUACCAGAUAUAUUGACCUCGAGGAAUCUGCCAUUUUCGUGGAAUCUUCCUCCGAUGCGAUACAAGCCGCAGCCACGAUACGAGAAGCCACCGUAUUCUUAUAUCGCUCUGAUCGCCAUGGCGAUCAAUUCGUCCCCUAAACAGAGGCUCACGUUGUCGGGAAUCUAUCGAUUCAUCAUGGAUCGGUUCCCCUACUACAGGGAGAAUCGUCAGGGAUGGCAGAACAGCAUAAGGCACAAUCUCAGCUUGAACGAUUGCUUCGUGAAGAUACCGAGGGACAAGAUCGUCGGGGAGGACAACGAGGAGGAUCAGGCUGGAAAAGGUAGCUACUGGACCCUGGAUCCGUCCGCCAGCGAGAUGUUCGAGCAUGGAAAUUAUAGGAGAAGGAGGAUGAGGAAGCAACGAGGAUUCGUGCAGGAUAAACAGGAGAUGCAACAGAAAAAAGAAGUUCCUUCGUUGAGCAGACAAAUUUAUGAAAAUAUAAUAAUGAAGGAACAAGGUGAGAAAAAUGGCUAUAAACUGAUCGAGGCGAAAGAUGAUGAUGAGGGUACGCAGAUCAGGAAAAUGAAAUACACAGAGCCCCAAGGACACUGCGUAAAAUCGAUGAUGUUCACUAUCGAGAAUAUCCUACGGAAAUCCACGCACGAAUCUGCUGCUUAG
Molecule: messenger RNA, 801 nt
Organism: Dufourea novaeangliae
Lineage: Eukaryota; Metazoa; Arthropoda; Insecta; Hymenoptera; Halictidae
Product: fork head domain-containing protein FD2
Exons: 4
Coding region: 1-801 (266 amino acids)
Biological process (GO): cell differentiation; anatomical structure morphogenesis; regulation of transcription by RNA polymerase II
Molecular function (GO): DNA-binding transcription factor activity, RNA polymerase II-specific; RNA polymerase II cis-regulatory region sequence-specific DNA binding
Source: RefSeq, a predicted model, not a curated record